AAUAGUUCAUGUGUAAUCAAAUUCUACUUAAGAAUUUUACUUAUAAUAGUCAUGAUAAUAAUGUAAAAGUGUUUGUAAAUAUAUAAUUUACAAAAAAGUGUAAUUCAAAAUGUAUUUUUCCAGAAAAUCUGUUUUCUUUAAGAAAAUUGUACUUUAACCGUUUUAGCGCCACGCAGCGCGAUCGCGUCGUUCGCGUACUCUGGUGAACUGUGUCAUGAUGUUUGGUCACGAUCGUCAAUUCGAAGCGCUAUCGCGCUGCAUAGCAAAAUCCGACACAGAUUCUUCAAAACCCCUGGCACUAAAACGGUUAAUGUGUAAUAUAUCCUUAUUUUGUAUCUAAUGUUUCUCAUUGUAUUGUAUUCAAAUGAUAUGUUUAUGUAUCAUAAUAAAUUGACAUGUAUAAAUAAAUUUUAUGUUUGUCAAUAUUUAUUACGCACUAAAAUACAAAUUUUCUUCCAUUUCCAACGAAAUAUAAAUUUUUAUAUUUAAAUAUAAAUAUUUGAUUUGUUAUUAGAAAGCUGAUUAAACUAUAAAGUUCAUAAAUAUAAGUAGUUGUUAUGGCGACAAUUUUCCAAACAUUUAGGUUCAAGUACAGUAUCUACACAAAAUUAAAGUACACAUACAAUAUGCAACCACUAAAGAUAAUUGUUACAGGACCUAUUAGGAGUGGUAAAACAACGAUAUCUAAUUUUCUUGCCGAUGCUACGGAAAUACCCUAUGAUUAUCAUCCAACUAAAGGUGUCCGAAUAUUAGAAUUCGAAGUACAAAACAUAAAUGUGAAUAAUAAGCAUAUCACAAAAGAUAUUGAAUUAUGGGACUGUAGUGGAGAUCAUAAAUUUGAAAGUUGUUGGCCAGCUAUAAGAAAAGAUGUGCAUGGUGUUAUACUUGUAUAUAAUGAAAAAUCAAAUGAAUGUUUGAAAGAAAUUCAACAAUUAUAUGAUUAUUUUAUUGAUCAAACAAAAUUAGAUCCAGAUAGAUGUGCAAUUUUCUGUUAUGAUCCAGAAAAAAGAAAUCCAGAAAUAUCAAAAAUUAUUUCUUCAACAUUUAUGAAAGUAUCUCAUGUUAAAUGUAAUAUAGAAAGUGGUGGAAGUAAGUUAAAAGCAGAUUUUGCAUCAUUCAUAAGUACAAUACUUAAUAAAAUGCAUAAUUGCACAAAUCAAGAAGAUAAAAAUAUUUUAAAUGAAAACAUAUUGUUUGCAAAAUAAUAUUAUUCAAUAGCAUAAUAAAUUUUUAUCAUCUGUUUUUAGGAAUUAUAUUCAAAAAUUUAUUUUUGAUAUGAACAUUUUAUUGUAAGAAAAUCAAUUAUUAUCCUUUUACAAAAUAUUUAUGAACCUNUCACAUUCUGUGCAUUAUAAUUAUAGCAUACUUACACGUAAAUAUUACAUAUUGUAUAUAAAAGUUUAGAUUUACUAUAUAACAUUAUUUUGUUUGCGCGAUAUGUACACACUGUAAUAAUAUAAUCAAAUAUACUUCCUAUCCCCAAA
Bombus pyrosoma is the source of this 1484-nucleotide messenger RNA. Its product is annotated as intraflagellar transport protein 22 homolog. Gene Ontology annotation, biological process: intracellular protein transport. Gene Ontology annotation, cellular component: endomembrane system. The transcript is spliced from 4 exons. NCBI's taxonomy places the organism in Eukaryota, Metazoa, Arthropoda, Insecta, Hymenoptera, Apidae. The record is from RefSeq and is a predicted model, not a curated record. The coding region runs from base 558 to 1205 and encodes 215 amino acids. Gene Ontology annotation, molecular function: GTPase activity.